Molecule: messenger RNA, 820 nt
Organism: Poecilia latipinna (sailfin molly)
Lineage: Eukaryota; Metazoa; Chordata; Actinopteri; Cyprinodontiformes; Poeciliidae
Product: histone H4-like
Exons: 1
Coding region: 406-786 (126 amino acids)
Cellular component (GO): nucleosome
Molecular function (GO): DNA binding; structural constituent of chromatin; protein heterodimerization activity
Source: RefSeq, a predicted model, not a curated record
CAUGUCAUAAUUUUAGCAAGUUAUGUACUUUUUCAACAUGUUUGCUAAUUUCAAAAGACGGCCACAAGUUUGCUGCUUCAAAGUAGGCAAAAUGCAGUAAUUUUACUGGACGGUUCCUAAUAAUUUUGAGAAGGUUGGAACUGUUGGUUGGUUGAUGAGAGGAAAACAGACAAUUGGGAUUUAUUGCGGUCAAAUUAAUUUUUGUUUUGUUUCUAUGUUGCUUUUAUUUCCACAUGAAAUCACGAGGAGACUUUGAGACGUGACAACUCCGCAGGUACUUCCUAGUUUGACGGUGUUUUAUUUUCCAAUCCAAUUCUCUGAGCGGAAAUGUGUCCGCUGGAAGUUGGCAACUUGAGGCGGAAGUAGAAACGUGUCUGGUCGACUGUCGUCACUUAGGUCCGCGACAUGUAUUUAAAUCCGGACGCUCAGCCUUCCGGGGUCAGUGUAUCGUCAUCGACUCACAACGAGAGAAUCAUGAGUGGCCGUGGAAAGGGAGGCAAGGGACUCGGGAAGGGCGGCGCCAAGCGGCACCGUAAAGUCCUCCGCGAUAACAUCCAGGGCAUCACCAAGCCCGCCAUCCGCCGCCUGGCUCGCCGCGGCGGAGUCAAGCGUAUCUCCGGCCUGAUCUACGAGGAGACCCGCGGCGUGUUGAAGGUGUUCCUGGAGAACGUGAUCCGUGACGCCGUGACGUACACGGAGCACGCCAAGAGGAAGACUGUGACCGCCAUGGACGUGGUGUACGCCCUGAAGAGGCAGGGCCGCACCCUGUACGGCUUCGGAGGCUAAAUCUGACCCGACCACAAACAAACAAAACAAACAA